UGCUGCACUUCACCCAGGCCUCUCCGCCACAACAACGCCCUUCCGUCAGAUUUGGAGCCACCUGAAUUUGAUCCAGAAGCAUGCAGGGGAACGAGAACAAGCUGAGCAGGAAGUCCCUGACGCUGGCCCUGAAGCACUACGGCACGGCCGUGCGCAACAUGGAACAGACCGUGCUGCUGCCCAGUCUGCUGAGAGACGUUCCCGCCGAUGACAGCCUGGACGGUCAGGCUGCAGAGAGCAGCAGAGACCUGUAUGACUGCUAUCACCUGCUGAAGGCCAUCAGGAACGCAGUGGAGAGCGGCCUUGUCUCCGCCGACGACAGCAAUGCUAAGGAGCACGUGGCCCUGCGCAGAAGCCUGGAGGCCCUGCCAAACAUGGACCCAGAGGCAUUCUUUCAUUUCCACCUGCGAGGGCUGUUCUCCCUCAUGAGCAGCCUGACAAAGAAGUCCCAGGACCUGACAGAUAAAUACCUGAAUAUUGUGGGCAUUGGGAAUUAGAUCACACCUUGAAUAACAAGUCUUUGUUAUAAAGUGACCACCUGCCUAUCACAACAUCUAAGGUCUACUUCGGCACAUCUUACACAACCUGGUGAAAAUAAUGUCAUGGGCAAUAAAAUUACAGUUGUCUUACAUAACAGCAUUCCCAUUUCCGUGAAUAUGAAACAUUGUUAAAACUUAAUAUAAAUACAGAAAUAAAUAAAAUACAAAAAACCUAUUG
Electrophorus electricus (electric eel) is the source of this 717-nucleotide messenger RNA. It is a transcript of the gene thrsp, whose product is annotated as thyroid hormone responsive. The record is from RefSeq and is a predicted model, not a curated record. Lineage: Eukaryota; Metazoa; Chordata; Actinopteri; Gymnotiformes; Gymnotidae. Gene Ontology annotation, cellular component: cytosol. Gene Ontology annotation, biological process: regulation of lipid biosynthetic process.